This is a messenger RNA of Doryrhamphus excisus (bluestripe pipefish), 1928 nucleotides long. RefSeq names its product linkage group 9 C4orf33 homolog (gene lg9h4orf33). NCBI's taxonomy places the organism in Eukaryota, Metazoa, Chordata, Actinopteri, Syngnathiformes, Syngnathidae. The record is from RefSeq and is a predicted model, not a curated record.
UCCGUUUUCUGCAAGAAGGAAGUAUUACAAAUGCAGUUGUUUGAGCAAGACUGGCAUUACUUUUUGGUUGGAAUUACAAAUACUGUAUGGUGAUGGCAUUACAGUAACUGUACUUUAUUCCAUAAAGAAAUUCUCCACUGAGGGACAAAUAAAGGUAUAUCUGGACUGGUUUUACACUUAGACAAUCCUGUACGACCCUAACAUGCAAGUUCAGUUUGAGAUCCAGCACACAUGGGAUAGCAGGCCCGUCAAUCAUGACCCCAUAAGGAUCCUCUUCUCUCCUGGUGUUGGAGGGAUGAACAUGAAGGUUUCUGCUCCCUUCUUUAAUGAUCCAGAGGCUCCAGCAGGGCCUCCAGGCCAGCCCUUCCCUGGGCUCUGGGAUUAUGAAGUUGUGGAGUCCUUCUUUCUUGACAGUACAACAGAAAAUUACCUGGAGGUGGAGGUUUGUCCACAUGGUCAGCACUUGAUAUUACUGCUGUCAGGCGUGGGCCAAGCAUUCCUGCAACAAUUACCCAUGGUUUUUAAUGCUACAACAACAGGAGACAGAUGGAUGGGUGAGGCUUUGCUGCCCUGGACCUACUUUCCUCCUAAUGUGAACAAGAUGAACUCUUACGCCAUCCAUGGCUCUGGAGAGAGGCGCACAUAUGAGGCGCUCUACCCCAUCCCAAAGGAAGAGAUAGUUGAGGGCCAGAAGCCCAAUUUUCACCUCCUCAAGUAUUUUGGAAAUUUCCGACUGCAAAGCAUCAUGGGAGAAGGCUGGAUCCAGCCUGAGUCUGAUCUUUGGAAGGGGAAGCCCUGAGUCAGGCACAAGUGCCUGCAGUAAUAUUUACAUUGUCUUUCACCAAACAAAUUGAGUUUUUACUCUCAUUAUGUUGAUGGUUAAUGUUCUAUAAAUGGGGGUUUUAUAUGAAAGAUUGAUUGAUUAGUCCUCAGGGGAGGCAAGGCUGUUUUUCUCCAUCUGAGAUGCCAAAAUAGAUAGCUGGGAAUGGGCGGGAAUUAUCAUCAGAAUUGAAUUUCCCACAGACAAAUACAGUAUAUGACAAGGAUGUUUACAAGGAUGUUCUAUUGUAUGUAUAUUUUCAAAGAGUUAGUGAAAUUCCAUCAAUUUUCUGUAGCGUUUGUCCUCACUAGAAUCAAGGUAUGCUGGAGCCUACCCCAGCUGUCUUUGGACGAGAGCCGGGUAACACCUUUGGACUGGACAGAAAUGGAAAUUCCAUGGUUGAAAUUGCUUAAUUAUUGAGGUGUCAAGUUUGUAUUAAGUGGCUCUGAUAUGAAGUGUAAUUGCAUCCAGGAAAAUGAUUUGCAGUGGAAGUCAUUGUUGCUAUUCUGUUUGCCAAAUAAACAGUAAACAGUUUUGCUAUGCAGAUGAUAUUGAUCUAGUACAGGAACUUCAGUAACAACAACAACAAUCGUUACCGUGAGUGCCCUCCUGCAUCAUACAUGUUAAUCAGCAUUGGAAGUGCCAUGAACGCCUUUUGUAUUGCUUUGAAACACCUGCAAAGCAAGAAAAUAGCCUAUAGUUAUGACUCAACAUGAAUAAAACCAUCAUUAUACAUUCAUUAUGUACUGAUACCCUGAAAUCUCGUGGUGUCAUAUACUUAUUUGUAUUUACUUAUUUGUAAAAAUGCACUGCACAAAAAGCAAUUGUACCAUUUAAACUUGAAGCAUACUGAUUUCAGCAACAGUAGUAUCCAUACUACAAAGUUCUUGUCAAUCAUUAGUCAUACCUGUUGUGAAGAUGUAGUUACACGUUGCUCAACCUCAGUCAGACGUCUCUGGAGGCGACUGGUCUUCUCUUGAAAUUCUGCUAGCUGUCUCUCAUACUGCACAAACACACAAUAUACAAUCAGGGAGAAUGUCACCAUUCUGACUUUUUUUGAAGAAUACUGUACUAUGAAAUGAUAGUCAUCAUUCUGGCAAGUAAUAAA